UUGACUAGCACCGUCACUAAAAAUAGUAACAAACACAAACAUCCUUCGAAUUCAUCAAACACAAACAUCCUUUGAAUUCAUCAAACACAAUACUAUGGUUUUUUUUAUUCUAGCUAGUGGCAUAAUCACAAACAACAUAUAUACAAUUGUUUUAAAUUGCAUUGGUUAACAUUAACAUUAUUACUACCAAUAUGUCACCCAAUAUAAAAAAAACAUGAACAAAUUAGGAGUUGAGUAAGAACACAUGAAUCCAUGUAGUGUCUCCCCUUGAUCCUUUUAAUGAUGAAGAUGUUUGGUUUAAUGUCUCGUGGUCGUCACAAUGAGAAUGACAUUGACAAUGACAAUGACAACGAAAAUCAAAACAAAGAAGAGGCUGGUACCAGCCAAUAUAGUCUCACCGGAAUCAUUCUUCCAUCGCUCGGCGCCACCAACUCCAUCGGUGGCAGCCGGAAACAUCUUCGCGGUCACAUCAUCUCCCCAAACAACUAUACGUAUCGACAAUGGUGCAGCUUUUUGAUGAUAUGGGUUUUGUACACAGCAUGGGUGUGUCCUUUUGAAUUUGGGUUUCUUGAGAAAUCAAAGGGUGCACUUGCUAUAGUAGACAACAUUGUGAAUACAUUGUUUCUGGUUGACAUUAUUAUAACCUUCUUUGUUGCCUACAUUGACAAAUCAAGUUGCCUACUCGUCGACGUGCCGAGUAAAAUUGCUACCAGAUAUUUGUCUUCCUGGUUCAUACUUGAUAUGGUCUCUGUCAUUCCUUAUGAGCUUAUUCAUGCUGUAUUGCCAUCUCCAUUCAAUGCAUAUGGUUUGUUAACUAUUUUUCGCCUUUGGCGCCUUCGUAGAGCUGGUGAAUUGUUUUCAAGGUUAGAAAAGGAUAGGAAAUUUAACUACUUUACGGUGCGAUGUAUAAAACUUAUAUGUGUAACACUAUUUUCGGUGCAUGUCGCAGCUUGCUUUUUCUAUUUUCUUGCUAAAUCACAUGGCCAUAAAAAAGUUACAUGGCUUUCACUUGUCUCAAAUGGUGACAGCCUAAGUUUGUGGGAUGGUUAUGUAACAUCAAUUUAUUGGGCCAUAGUGACUCUUUCAUCAGUUGGUUAUGGAGAUUUGCAUCCUAUAAAUGUUGGUGAAAUGAUAUUUGACAUUUUCUAUAUGCUAUUCAAUUUUGGACUCACUGCAUAUCUUAUAGGAAACAUGACCAAUUUGGUUGUUCAUUGGACAGAUAAAACUAAGAGAUAUCGAGAUACUGUCCAAGCUGCAUCAAAUUUCGCUCACAGGAAUCGGUUACCGGUUCGUUUACAAGAACAGAUAUUUGCUCAUUUUCAUAUGAAGUACAUAACAAAUUUAGAAGGAUUGGAGCAACAAGAGAUAAUUGAUUCGCUUCCGAAAGCCAUUCAGUCAAGCAUUGCGCACUAUCGAUUCUUCGAACAUAUCAAAAAAGUAUACUUGUUUCGAGGUGUGUCGGAUGACCUACUAUUUCAACUGGUGACAGAGGUUAAGGCUGAGUUUUUUCCUCCAAAAGAAGAAGUGAUCUUGCAGAAUGAAACACCAACAGAUUUUUAUAUAUUGGUUAAUGGAGCUGCUGAUAUUAUCUUUCAUAGGGAUGGAGUAGACAAGGUUCUUGAUGAAACAUUUACAGAUAGAGUUUUUGGAGAAAUAGGAGUCUUAUGUUAUAGGCCACAACUUUAUACGGUUCGUACCAAGCGAUUAAGCCAGACUUUGCGUUUGAGUCGAACAACAUUUCUAAACCUUGUUCAUAACAAUGUUGGAGAUGGAACAAUAAUCAUGAACAAUUUUCUUCAGCAUUUGCAAAAAUCAAAUGAUUCAACAAUGGUAGGAGUAAUGACUGACAUAGAGACAAUGUUGGCUAAAGGCAAAAUGGAUUUGCCUAUAAGUUUAAUAUUUGCAGCUUCCAAAAGUGAUGAUAUUUUGUUGCAUCAAUUGCUGAAGAAGGGUUCAGAUCCAAAUGAAAUAGAUAGUAAAACUGGAAAGACACCAUUGCAUAUUGCAGCUUCUAAAGGAAAUGAUCAUUGUGUGGUUUUGCUUCUUGAAUUUGGUGCUGAUCCCAACAUUCAAGAUUCAAAUGGAAUUAUACCACUAUGGGAAUCAAUUAUGGGUAAGCAUGAAUUAGUAACAAAACUACUUAUGGACAAUGGUGGAGACAUAUCAUCAGCUGAUGUAGGUCGUUUAGCAUGCUAUGCUGUUGAGAAAAAUGAAAUAAAAUUACUCAAAAGUAUUGUUGAAUGUGGUGGUGAUGUGAAUAAGCCCACAAAUAAGGGAACCACAGCACUUCAUGCUGCUGUUUGUGAUGGAAAUGUUGAAAUGGUUAAAUUCCUUUUAGAACAAGGUGCUGAUAUUGAUAAACAAGAUGAUUUUGGUUGGACUCCAAGAGCUUAUGCAGAACAUCAAUGUCAUGAAGAGAUACAAAAUAUUUUUAAAAAACUUGGAAAUGAGGAUAAUUUGUCAUAUGUUAUUCCUCCAAUGCCAAAUAAAAAUAAUAAUGGAGGGGGUUUUAUUGGAAAAUGUCCAAGUGAACCUUCUAUGGUAGCUAUGCCUCAAGGUAGUGGUAACUUGCCACCUAAUCAAGAGUUGACAUGGUUGGAUACUCAUAAGAGAAGAAGGAGUAACCCUUUUCAUAAUUCAUUAUUUGGAAUGUUGUCAGCUGCUACUAGAGGUAAAGAUAAAAUUGAAUCCUCUACAUCUCAAAGCAGUUUCACCACAUCAACAAGUAUGAGUGAAUUACCAAUUAGAGUAAUGCUUAGUUGUCAAGGAAAAGAUGAACAUGCUAAGAAACUUGUAUUUCUACCAAAUUCUCUUCAAGAGUUGCUACAUCUUGGUGCUAAAAAGUUUGACUUUUCUCCCACUAAAAUUUUGACUGAAGAUGGAGCUGAAGUUGAAGACAUAAGCUUGAUAAGAGAGGGUGAUACUCUUAUUCUUGCAUUAGACUAACCAUUGAAACUACUUGAAUUGGCUCCUAUAUACCCUUUUGUAAAUUUAUAAAUUAGGAUUGUACACAAAUUUUUUACACAAAUAUACAAAAAUAUAGAUGAGAAGAUAAGAGGUAUAUAUUUAUCAAUUAUUUGGUUCAAUCAUAAUGCUUUU
Molecule: messenger RNA, 3099 nt
Organism: Cicer arietinum (chickpea)
Lineage: Eukaryota; Viridiplantae; Streptophyta; Magnoliopsida; Fabales; Fabaceae
Product: potassium channel AKT1-like
Biological process (GO): potassium ion transport; transmembrane transport
Cellular component (GO): membrane
Molecular function (GO): protein binding; voltage-gated potassium channel activity
Source: RefSeq, a predicted model, not a curated record